UAUAUUGUAGAACCGCUAACUGGACAGCCAUACUUUCUUCUCCAUUCAGAGAUGGCAUCUUCUGCUUUAGCAGCUCCUUUAUGUCAUUAGGUUGUUUCUUGCUCAGCUUUGUCCUCAGUUUACUGACGUUACAUACAACGUUUAAAAAAAUGGCGCCCGCUGUUGGCGAUAGGGAGCAAAAAAGGAAUUAUUCCUCUUGCGUGUGGAACUUCUGUGAGACCAGCUGACUUCUGUUCCCAUGGUUGACGCCUGGUAUCGAUGUGACGUCACCCUCCGUACGGUCGUGCGUGCCGGAUACCCUUGCCUCAUGUGGUGCAAUCAGCUGAAGAAAUGACGGCAGCAACACGGAAAGAAGUUCUAAACCUUUAUCGCAACAUUUUCAAGAUAGCUAAAAAAUGGCAGUCGGCUUCUGGGCUAAAGGAAGAUACUACGAAGGAAAAACAAUACAUUAUUGGUGAAGCCAGAACGCUGUUCAAUAAAAAUAAAAAUGUAACCAAUGUAGAAACUAUUAAUCAGUGCAUUGAGGAAUGCAGAGCCCGAGUGGAAAUUGGAUUACAUUACAGAAUUCCGUACCCCAGACCUACCCACCUUCCUCCUAUGGGACUUGCAAUACCACACAGUAAGGUUCUGCGAACCCAAGAAAAAUUAAGGAAACAAGCCAAACCAGUCUACUUAAAAUCAUACGAUGAAGUGUCCUAG
Spea bombifrons (plains spadefoot toad) is the source of this 699-nucleotide messenger RNA. It is a transcript of the gene LYRM1, whose product is annotated as LYR motif containing 1. The coding region runs from base 331 to 699 and encodes 122 amino acids. The transcript has 4 exons. Gene Ontology annotation, cellular component: mitochondrion. The record is from RefSeq and is a predicted model, not a curated record. Lineage: Eukaryota; Metazoa; Chordata; Amphibia; Anura; Pelobatidae.